AUGGCAUCUCAAAAUAAUUUCAACUUCCCAUACUUUCCUUCACUCCCUUAUCACCCUUAUCAGCCACCACCACCUCCAGCAGCAAAGCCACCUCGUCCUCCAGUACAGCCGCCGCCACUCCCGCCUCAUCCUCCAGUGCAGCCGCCGCCUCUCCCUCCCCGUCCUCCAUCACCAGACAAUCAUCCAACUGUUAUUGUCGUUGUGUUCAUAUCAGUCGGCGGCGUUUUCUUCCUCGCAUUCCUUGCAGCCGCUCUCUUUUGCUUCCUUAAGAAGAGGAAGAAGAAAACCGUACAAGAAACGGACAUCAUUCAUUUCAACGAGCAUAAGAAGAUAAAAGAGGCCAUUGUGGAGGGCCCUCAUGGAAUAGAGACUGUGGUCUUAUCAGUUGAGGAUGAUAUCCAUAUUGAUGAAGAAAAACAGAAGAAUGAAAAGGUUGGUGAAGGUUUACAUGCCAAGUCUGUGGAAGGGAAUAUUGCUUCUUCUGGUUCUCGUUAG
This is a messenger RNA of Morus notabilis, 495 nucleotides long. Its product is annotated as proline-rich receptor-like protein kinase PERK2. The transcript has a single exon. Gene Ontology annotation, biological process: plant-type secondary cell wall biogenesis. The record is from RefSeq and is a predicted model, not a curated record. NCBI's taxonomy places the organism in Eukaryota, Viridiplantae, Streptophyta, Magnoliopsida, Rosales, Moraceae. Bases 1 to 495 code for a protein of 164 amino acids.